GCGGUUUCACAAUCUCAUCAAAGAAAGUAAGAGAUGAGCAGCUAACACCCGGUGUUUUAAGACUUAGUAAAAAAGCUUUGCGAUCAGUCAAAAGUGACAGUAGUUAUGUGAUAAACCCCCCUUAAAUUGUACAAAUUAACUACCGUCUUCAUAAAUGACCCUUGGAUAAGUUUGUUUUUGCGGAUAGAGUAUGACGUUUUCGGGAAUUGGAACCCUGCACCUGUGUCUCUCAUUGGCGCUUAUCGGAGCAUACGAUAACCUAUCAAAAGGACGGAAAUCAUUCGUGUACGAUGGAGAUGGAGGAGAAGUUUUCAGAAAGUUUUUCAGAGAAAAUGCAUCUGUAAUCACAGAUGGCGAUCCUACAACAUGCUUUCCUUCAUAUUACUUCAGAUAUUUGUAUAGAAAUAAAACUACUUUAAAUGUUGACAUGGCCACAUUGCAGAGUAUCUACCAAGUGGAUAUUUUCCAAGGGGAAGUUUCCAGCAACUGGUCGGUGUACAUCUCAACUACAGACAGGAGAGAUAAUGCCACCCAGUGUACAAGAACGAUCUCAUCACCGGAUGUCCAGCGCUUCACUUGUGCGGAUCAUGGCCGCUUUGUUAUACUAGCUUAUGUAGAUGGAAAUUACAAAAAGAGAGAUUCUAUUUGUGUAGUCAAUGUAACAGGUUGUACGGUGGGAAAGUUUGGUGAAGACUGCAGCAAAAACUGCCCAGAAAAUUGCAAGGGAAAAAUAUGCCACAUAUUGGAUGGAAGAUGUACGAUGUGUUUCGAUGGUUGGAAGGGAGACUAUUGUAACCAAAGAAAACAGAACAUACAAGAAACAGGCAAGUGUACGGACGGGUAUUUUGGCGACAACUGUACCAAACUUUGUAAAGGCAGGUGCUUGAAUGGUGCCGCUUGUAAUGCCGUGACAGGAUACUGUGACGAGGGUUGUGCCCCUGGAUGGAGGAACCUCGACUGUUCCGAGGUGUGUCUAAAUGGAUUCUUUGGAACAAAGUGUGCGCAACGGUGUAACUUGUCCUGUGAUCCCAUUACUGGAAUUUACAGUGGGACUGUUACCGAGAUGUUAGGGAAAAGUGGUCAGUCAUCGGAGGGAAGCCCCGCAAUAGUGAGCGGUUUGAUUGUGGCGCUGUUCGUCUCAGUGUUGAUGAAUGUUGGUCUCCUGGCGAUAUAUUGGAAAAGAGGUAUACUGAAAGGAAAGCAGACAUGCUUAAAAGAAGCGCCAUUAUACGCAAAUGCGGAAUUUGAUGGUCCAGUACACGAACAACCAGGAAGGGGAGAUAGCUUAACGGGGACGACUGUGUGCUACGAGACAUUAGAUGAUAGAACACGUGAUCAGGACACGCAAAACUACAGUACAUUAGAUAACGAGAGAGAGUGAGAGAGUGAGUGAGAGAGUGAGUGAGAGAGAGAGAGAGGAGAGAGAGAGAGAGAGAGAGAGAGAGAGAGAGAGAGAGAGAGAGAGAGUGAGAGAGUGAGUGAGUGAGAGAGAGAGAGAGAGAGAGAGAGAGAGAGAGAGAGAGAGAGAGUUAUGAUGCCUAACACCUUUUAUCCUUUUUAUUGAAUUAUAUGAUAUUCUUGAGUUUGAUAUUCUUGAGUUUGUUUCUAGAGUGUAUGUUGAUGGGAGUCAGUACCGUUUAAUGUACCACGUCUUAUGUAUAACUAUUCAUGUUAUAUGUUUCUUAUAUUGGAUAAACUGUAUUUUGUAUGUAGAAAAGAUUCGCAUGUCAUGUUGAGGAUUUGUCAUUAAGGAAGAAUGCUACAUCGUCAUCAUGGCAAAUUACCUUUUUGAAACUAGAAUGAAAAUAUAAACACCAACAAUUGAUCUGUAUAUUAACUGUUUUAUUUUUUUUUUAUUAAAAUUGUUUUCUCUUCAA
Messenger RNA from Ostrea edulis (European flat oyster), 1877 nucleotides. Its product is annotated as multiple epidermal growth factor-like domains protein 10. NCBI's taxonomy places the organism in Eukaryota, Metazoa, Mollusca, Bivalvia, Ostreida, Ostreidae. Gene Ontology annotation, molecular function: scavenger receptor activity. The coding region runs from base 191 to 1381 and encodes 396 amino acids. The transcript is spliced from 9 exons. The record is from RefSeq and is a predicted model, not a curated record.